AUGAGGGCCGAUCAGAUGUUUGAAGAGGAAGCAGCUGAGAAAGGGCAUUCAUCGUUGGUUGCUGAAGCACAUAAAUUCGCAGAGAAGCUGGGGACGACUCUAUCCCUUAAGCGUACAGACCCAUCGUGCAAUUCGCACAAGAGAUCAGAGGUAUUGAUACAAAGAACAAAGAUAAAGGCGCACCUGAUGAAAGCUGCAAUAAUAAGCUACAAGAGGACAUCAAGACAGAAAAGUGGCACGGGCAUCUGCCUUCUUCUCGACGGCAAGACGUAUGCACCUACUCACUUCAUUGCAGGUGUAAUGGAGCUCUACGAGCACCUAACACCGACCAGAGCGUAUACUUCAUAUAAGACAGGAAACGCCCAUGGGGGGUGGUGUAACGUGUAGGAGGUGAAGAAAAGCUGCAGAGACCCUCUCACAUGUUUUAUCGGGGUGUUCCGUCUAAGCUGAAUCAAAGUAUUCAAACCGACACAAUGCCGCGUUGAAAAUGCUUUUCUUCGAAAAAUGUAAAGACCUCUGAUUGGUGGAUUCUGUUCCCUGAUGGUACUCGCCACUAACAAACAAAUCAAUGUACGAGUCACCUGAUGCGCAGGUCUAUUGGGAUGUGCUGGUUUACACUAACCAUACCUGUGUCAAGGCUAACAGAGUGGAUGCGCGUUUUGUGGGAAUAUCUGAACAGUAGAGGUGAGUUGUCCGUAGGUGGAGAAUCGCGGAAAGAAGGAUGAUGAGAAGACAGCCAAGUACGGUCCUCUGCGAUGGCAGCGGAAGAGGCAAUACCGGAAGAUCGAGCAUUGAUGUGCAAGGAGGAUGGUCAAAAUAACGUGAGCCUACUGUGAAAAAGCUCGUCGGUGAAAGGGUAAAAGGUGUUCUGCGAAGAAUGCAAAACACUACAACCUCGUCCCGCUAAACAUAGCACGUUUUUUCAAGGCAGCUGUUGUUUAUCUGUCGGAAUUUCUUAAGGUCGUAUUAAGACCGUGCUUCCAUGGGAUCUCACUAGAGACGUUUGAAGUGCUUUUUCUUGAUUAGUCUAGAUUCGAAAAAAUGUAUUGAUAUAUUUCUUAGUUGCAUUUUAAUAUCUUCACUACCAUCAAUGUAUAUGUUUAUCAUUUUGUUAAUAUUCUUUAUAUAUGUAUAUGUUUAUCAUUUAGUAAUAUUCUUUAACAAAGUUCGCUUUCGUGAGUAAUAAAAAUAAAAAUAAAAAUAAUAAUAAUAAUAAUAAUAAUAAUAAGUAAAAUCUUUAUUACAAAACCUCAAUUAAAAUCCUAUUUACAAUCAACCCGCUGUUACAAAAAAUCUAAUUAAUUCAUCAAAACACUAUUUACAAUUCCAUCCGUUACAAAAGAAACCCCUCGGCCUUCAUUAGAGAACAAAAACAAUCCUAUAUAUAAUAAGUGAAGAAAGAAACCAUUCAUUUACAAAUUCUAAAAAAUAGAAGUAACUUAACCUUACAUAAAAGAAGAGGAAAUAUAUAUAAUUAAUAAUAAAAGCUCAAAAUUCUAUAAAAUAAAGAAUUCCAUUAUGCAGAGAUAUCAAGAUCAUACAAUCGAAUUAUACUAAUGACGGCUAAACCAGUGUCCCUAAAAAGCCCUAAGUAUAAAAGCAUAUAGACACGUAUUUCAGAUAUCCGCACUAGCGACAUUUAUUUUACAGUCUAAUGAUUGCUCUAUCUUGCUACGAAACGGCGUUCGCGAACCUCUGACGCAUGCAUGUACCGAUCUUAAGAGUUCAAAUGAGAUCUGUGUCCUGAGCCAAGUGAUUACAACAUGAUAAGGCUCGGUGUCUUUCUGAGCUAUCUUGUCUGCGAGAUGCUUUAAGAACCGCUGACACUCGUUUCCCAUUCCGCCAUUGGUUCCAAACACUAAAGGCGUAAACGAACUUGCCUGCGUAGCAGGCGUCGAAAGGGGUAGGUGGUAGGGGAAAGGGGAGGAAGGGAAAAAGGGGAGGGGGAUUGGGGAGAGGGGCAGGGGACGCCUGCUCUUAGAACCCCCUUUUGUUCAUAUCUGCGGACGCUGGCGUCCGCAAAUUCCUGAUUGGCUGAGCCGUAAUGAGUAACAUAUUGAAAUGCGCGUUUCACAAAUCAACAAACAGUCGAGAUGGCAGCCGUGUGAAUUUAUCUAGUGGUAGAGAAACUGUUUUAAAACCAGAGCAAUAAUCAGCAGUAAGGGCUCUUUUAGCCGACAGAGAUGUUCUGGCGGUUUUGCGGACCGAAUACGGCAAGAGUUUAAUUUACCAAAUGUUUGUACGCGCGAAGAACUACGAGCUAAAUGGUAAUGCGGCGAUUCUCGUCAUUUCGCCCCUGAAAAGUAUUAUCGAAGACCAGUUGCAGGAGAUGGAAUUGUUGGGCUACCCAGCGAAAGAUUUAGCAAAUUUAUCGAACAAUGACAUUCGCCGAUGUAACUUAGCAAUAAAAGAGGGUGGUUUUACCUCAUGCAAAAAUGCUGCUUAUUCCAAUAAAGUUGUUUUUAUCUGCUGGGUAGAUUAUGCUCUGGAAGGUUCUGCAUUUAUACUGAGCAAAUGUUAUUUUAGCCGCAUGUUUCACAUUGAGAGGUCAUGACAUAGUAUCGAUUGACUGUAGUUAUUGUUUUCUGGUUGGCAGGAUUUGCCCUCUCAUGCAAGCGCAAUUUCUUUGACCUCUUUUGAAGCGUAAAGCUUUUUUUAAUACGGCUGAAUAAGGGUUCCAAUUUUCUCCAAAGUGCCUUCUGGAUCUGAAUAACUAAGCGAAUUUCUUUAGUCGGUGAGUGUAACGUUUUUCUGCAAUGGCGAGUGUAGCGACACUUGAUUGACAGUAAGCGUAAUCGGAUUACUAGAAAAUUGGUAGGCGUUAUGCAAAAACAUAGGCUCCUAGAGCAGGCGCUCCCUUCCCUUUUCCCUUUCUCCCUCCCCCCUCCCCCUCCCCUUUUUGCGCCUGCCACGCAGGCUAAAACGAACCCAUCUAUACAUCUAACACCCGCUGCUGGUACUUGCGCUCCUUCUCUUCUUCUUGCUCUUUGAACACUUCCGAUGUUGGCUUGCUCUGUUAACACUUGGAGUUGACGUGCGUAACUCUAAAUACUACUACUACUACUACUACUACUACUACUACUACUACUACUACUACUACUACUACUACUACUACUACUACUACUAAUAAUAAUAAUAAUAACAACAACAACAAUAAUAAUCACAAGUCACUGAUGAAAAAUGCCGCCUAUGCGGGGAUUCCCUGGAGAAUGUGCAGCACAUUCUAUCUGGCUGUAGUGCACUGGCAUAG
Porites lobata is the source of this 3250-nucleotide messenger RNA. The record is from the annotation of a GenBank genome assembly. Lineage: Eukaryota; Metazoa; Cnidaria; Anthozoa; Scleractinia; Poritidae.